AUGACAUCGACGCUUACCACCCUCCCCCCCGAGAUCCAGAUAUUGAUCUUCUCCUACCUGCCCAAUAGCACCAUUAAGAAGCUACGCCUGACAUGCUCGGUGAUAAGAAACACCGCCCUUCUCAACGUGGAGCGAGUCUUUCUGUCCAUCCAUAAGCGAGAUAUCGAGGUAUUCUGCUGCAUAGCUAGCCAUGAGACUCUGCGUCUGCAAGUCAAAGAGCUCAUAUGGGACGACGGUGCGUUCAGCCCCGCCCCCAUCGAAGACGUGCUGGAGCGGGAAGGCCACUAUGUCGGAGCAGUCACCGGUUUGCACUAUGACAAGGUCCCCGAGGAGCGGCGCCAAAAGGGGUCGCCAACAUACUGUCCCAGGUGGUUCACGCAGGUGUGCGAUGAGAAUCUCGAGCGGCUGGCUAAAUGUGAGUAUGAGCUGCAAACUGAAGCAGGGCUGGAGGAGCGGAUGAUGGAAACUCGUCGCUUGACGCCGCCAGCGGAGUCAUGGGAAACGUAUAAGGGGUAUUUCCUGGAUCAGGCGAAAGUGAUUGCGUCUGGAGAGGAUGUGGAAGCUCUCAAGUUAGGACUGGAACGGUUUCCUGCCCUGAGGAAAGUAAGGAUUAUCCCGACAGCGCAUGAUAAGCUGUUUCUGCCUCUAUACCGGACGCCUAAUAUACGGAGCAUGCCGUAUGCGUUUAACUAUGCCAUGCCUGAAGCAUGGGUGUCCUCGCUGGAAACUACAUUCCCCAUCGACGCCAAUCUAUGGGACGAGGAGGUCGAGGAGUAUCUCAAAGACCAAUGGCGAGGAUUCCGAAUUGUUACGAAGGCUCUUGCCGAACAGGCUGGCAAACACAGCGUCUCGGAGCUGAUCGUCGAUCCAUGCAGCCACAAGACGGGCAUCAACUACCACAUCUUCAACGGUCCCUGUCGAGAACUGUCCGACUUUACCACGAUACUGGAACAGCCCGGCUUCAAACGCCUUGAUCUCCCUCUUUUCGUCGGCGGGAGGGACGACUCCGUCUGGCCACCGUUCAAGGACAGCCAUUACCACUCUGCCUUGUCCAGAUGCGCUGAUCUGGAGCACUUCUCGUUCCGCACUGAUAGAGGCAUAUUUGCAACCGAGAACCUGUCGAUGGAACAUUUCACUUCUCUUCUGUCUCUCUUCCCCAUAGACAAGUGGUCGAAACUGCGACAUUUUACCCUCUCGAGCAUCCCCGUGGUUCAGUCUGAUAUCCUCGACUUGCUUGCCGCGAUGCCAUCAACGCUUCGGACCGUCGAACUAAGCCAGUUGCUCUUCAUCAGUGACAGGGAGAACUAUAGGUCCCUGCUGACCGGCAUGCGUGAUACGCUUGACUGGAAGCAGAGAGCCGUCGAGGACCGGCCACAGGUCACUUUCUGGGUCAAGAAGCCGUCCGCCAUGCUGAAUGCGUACAUGGAGCAGGCCGUGAACAGGUAUCUCUAUGAUGAUGGAGAGAAUCCGAUGCAGGUUGGGCCUGGCAGGGAGGUGUAUUUCUCUGGGUAG
Nannizzia gypsea CBS 118893 is the source of this 1512-nucleotide messenger RNA. RefSeq lists its product as hypothetical. Gene Ontology annotation, molecular function: protein binding. The transcript has a single exon. The coding region runs from base 1 to 1512 and encodes 503 amino acids. Lineage: Eukaryota; Fungi; Ascomycota; Eurotiomycetes; Onygenales; Arthrodermataceae. The record is from RefSeq and is a predicted model, not a curated record.